CAACAAUGAAGGCUUUAGUGCUCACCCUCCUCUUCCUCCUCAUUGCAUGCAGUGAAGCCAAAAUAUACACCAAAUGUGAACUGGCUUCAAUUCUGAAACAAAAUCGCAUGGAUGGAUAUUUUGGCUACAGCUUGGGCAACUGGAUCUGUCUUGCUUUUCAUGCGAGCAAGUACAACUCCCAUCUUGUGAUUGGGCCAAACAAGGAUCGCGGUAGCAACUAUGGGAUAUUCCAGAUAAACAGCCACUAUUGGUGCAAAAGUAACCAGGGCCCUACAAAUAAUCUCUGUGAUAAGCCUUGCAGUGCUUUCAUAGAUGAUGACAUCACAGAUGAUAUUGCUUGUGCUAAGAAAAUGAUGCGUGGUGAACAUAAAAUGUGUAUCUGGCCGCCCUGGAAGAAAAGCUGCAAAGGAACGAAUGUGUCAAAAUGGAGCAAAGACUGCACCCUGUGAAAUUCGUGAUCCUGUAUUUCUCUUCCUCCUCCUGUAAUGAAAGUGAUAUUAUUCCUCCUA
Messenger RNA from Crotalus tigris (Tiger rattlesnake), 509 nucleotides. RefSeq names its product lysozyme C, milk isozyme-like. The transcript has 4 exons. The coding region runs from base 6 to 449 and encodes 147 amino acids. Gene Ontology annotation, molecular function: lysozyme activity. NCBI's taxonomy places the organism in Eukaryota, Metazoa, Chordata, Lepidosauria, Squamata, Viperidae. The record is from RefSeq and is a predicted model, not a curated record.